GGAAGUGCACUGCAAGGAUGAAGGAGGUCGAAAUAGCAAGAAUCAGGGCUGUCCAGCAGGUCUCCUAUAUGGAAGCAGUGCAAAUGGUUGAAGAAGGGAGUGAAAAUGAAGAAGAAAUGGCAAUGGAUGCCCCGCAGCCUGCAGAAACUCUUGUUCAUCUGUUAACAGAUCCAGAAAUACUAUAGUGAAGGAGGUAGAUUGGUUGCGUUUAUUACACAGGUGACACUGCACAGGCCAACAAACAAACAAGAAGUCAAAGACAAUGGACAUAGUUGUGAAUGCAGCCUAAAUGCUUUUGGAUCUCCAGGGCUUCGUAGCUGAAACAUUCCAGGGAAUAUUGUUUGAAGCUGUUUUUCCCUUUCAGGCCCCAGAGCCUCUCCUCCGGUCCCCUCAGGUCCUCGCUGUGUGUCUGCAGUCAGAAUCACCCCUCUGACAAGCAUGAAAGGCUCUCCUGAUCUGAUUCCGUCUGCAGGGCUGGACCCUACAAGGGUGUGUAAAGGGAAGGGGGUCGUGACUCUGAGGGCCACUCUGGUCCACAUAGACGACGAGGACUGCGUCAGUGAACAAUCAAACGUUGACACGGCACCAAGUGGUUGGAUUGGCCAGAUCAAUGGAGACGGCUCUCAAACGGGAUUGGCUGAUGGACGCUUCCACGACAUCACAGCUGAUUUACCUACAGUCAACAGAACUCAAGCCCAGGGAAGUUCACCUGUGAAGACAGAAGAGCCCCAGAUUCCUGCCUCGUUUGACAUUCAGAACUAUAUUUUGUCCACAAAGGCCACCUCUGCCUACCCAUCCACCACUAACACUGUCAACCCAACCAUAGUUCUGCCACAACACAACAGAGAGCAACAGAAGCAGCUUUCUAAUAUGGAAGACCCCACCCCAGAGAGGGACAAAUCGCCUGAUCCGGGACCUGUAUUUGGAACAGAGAGAGAACUGAGGCAACACCCAGAUAUGGACGGCAAGAGGAUGAGGUACUCUCAAUCCCGUGUCUUGGUCCCACUGAACCAGCCCAUCGUGCCAGUACGGAACACAGAUAAGUCCAAGGACUGGUACAAGAACAUGUUUAAACAGAUACACAGAAUUCCAGAACCUGUUGAGGAAAACCCAUAUCGCCCCACCUACAUAUUCCCUGAAUCCUAUGAUCCUAGGCAGAUGAAAACAACAGAUGAGGGUCACUCGCCCUGUGGUUAUGUGGAAGAUGUGAAAGCGGUCCCACGGUCAAAAGGUGCUGCCGAAGUUGACCAUAGGUCGUCUAUGCCUGUGCCAACACGGUCCUCUUCCCUCAAACCUGCCAAAAGGAACGACUGGGAGCCCCCUGACAAAAAGGUAGACACCAGGAAGUACCGUGCCGAGCCCAAGAGCAUCUUCGAGUACGAGCCAGGAAAAUCGUCGGUGCUGAAACUGGAGAGAAAGACUCAGCACAUUAGCCCAGAAGAUGUAGAUAUAGAGAAUGAGCCUUGGUAUAGAUUCUUUUCAGAGAUGGAGUUUGAUAAAGCGAGUGCCCCCUCUUUCAGCCCUCUGGAAACACCCUCCGACCUACAGAAGUACUCCGGGUGUAAGGCCGGACACAGCGAGGUGGAGAAGGACGAAGGAUCGUCUGGCAGCGAGCCAGCGGCUCCAGAAUGCGACCGCUAUGUCUACAAGAGCAUCCUGGAGGGCGGUGAUAUUCCCCUGCAAGGUCUGCGGGCCCUCAACAAGCGCCAUGCCAGCACCUCCUCUAAAGUGGAUUAUCAAGGUGGGAAUGGCUAUAUAAUUUCACCCUGCUCUUCUGUAAAUAGUCGAUCAGUUCUUGCCAGUAAUGCCCUAGGUUACCAGUGUAAGAAUAAGAAGCCCUUAUCCGCCGCCAAAGCCUGCAUACCCCAAAUCCUCCCCUCGAAGUUCAAACCUAAGCUGAUGGCCCCUAGUGGUGACAGCCAGGACAGGAGGACUGUGCCCGCCAGGCACCCAAAGGCACACAGCUGUGAGGAUAUAUACACAGGGAGCACGGGAGCAGAGGCCCGGGAGAGCGGACUACACUCAAACACAGACUCAGACUCCAAUGAUCUCCCCCUUGACUCUGAGACUGGUUUUCAAAAUGGCAACCCUGAGACUAGAAGGAGCACAGCAGAGUUCUCCACCCUGUACCGGAACAUGCACAGCAUCCAGAGACCUUCCUACUCGGCGGGCUCCAGCCCCCACGGGAGUGUCCGUAGCCUGACCUCCCUGUUUGAAAAGGUGGGGAUCAAUGAAACUGAUGGGGAGGGGGACGAGGCAGGGGGGAACAUUCCCCGGCGGGACGCUGUGUUGUCAAGGGUGUCGGCGUUUGAACUGAUCAUCCAGCGCUCCAGCCCGACUCCCACACGCUCUUCCUCCAUGCCAACGCUACCCACUGGCCCCACCCAAAACCACGGCGCCGCCAACCUCUUCAUGGCGUCUGCCGUCUCGGCUGAGUUGCUGCUGGUCACUGACCCUGGGCAGACAGAGGGCUGCCCUCUGGAGGACACGGAGGGCAAGGCAGCCCAAGACGAGGCCUCUCGAUCAGGCAGCGAGAUAGUGGAGGCGGUGGCAUCCUCGGAGUACAGUGACACCCUGCGAGCCGAGUCUCUCUCUGGGACUGAGGUAGAGAUGGAGCAGCACGGCUCCACAGAGAAAGCCCCAGUACCAAAAGAGAAACCCCCAGUGGUCACUUUCUCCAGAACCUCAAACAGUCCGCCAGCACCAGUCACUCCAUCUGCUCCCUCACACAACUACCACCUCCACAACCACCACCACCUUAAACCCAGCAGCAAGUGCAAAGGCUCCUGCCCAGCCUCCUAUACCCGGUUCACCACCAUCCGGCGGCAUGAGAGGCGGCAGCAGGCCUCAGCCCAGCAGGACAAACUCUCCACUCAGGAGAAAAUAAAGAACUCCUCCUCUCUCCCCGCAAACCUCUUGCUCAUGGGCCCUGCACCAUUCAUGGUGAAGAGGUCUCUCCAGUCUCACCGGGCCAAAAAUUAUUUCUCAGCCGCUAAGGUGAUGGCAGGUCAAAGGUCACAGACCCAUUCUAGUGAGCCCAGGCCCCUCAUCCCACAGCGUCUCUCUUCCUUGGAGGUGCUGGAGAGGCUUGGCACUGGAGAGGGUGCGCCGACCGACAGUGACAACAACCUGACUAAUGGGGGAGGCAUGGACGCCAAUGGGAAUCUUCUGCAGCCGCUGACAGCUCAUCGCAGAGAUUCAGACUCGUUCCAGGCUUUGACCCAAGGAGACCUUGGUGACGGCCAGGAGGAGGUGGUUAGGAGACGCCAUGGAGACAAAGAGAAAAUCUUGGAAGAGCAGCGGCGGCUGAAGAGGGAGCAGGAGGAGGCUGACACAGCAUCGAGGCGACACACAGGAAUCGUUCCCACCCACCACCAGUUCAUCACUAACGAACGCUUCGGAGACCUGCUCAACAUCAACAUCAACGACACAGACAAGAGGAAAUCCGGAUCAGAGAGAACUCCAGCCCUGGCUCGGUUUGACUUCAGAGCAGAGACUCUAAAGGAGUUGCCAUUUCAAAAGGGAGACAUUGUGUACAUCAUUCGACAGGUGGAUAAUAAUUGGUUCGAAGGGGAGCAUCACGGCAGAGUCGGCAUCUUCCCACGGAGUUAUGUUGAGCUCCUUCCCCCCACGGAGAAGGCCCAGCCAAAGAAGAGUGCCCCAGUGCAGGUGCUGGAGUAUGGAGAGGCCAUAGCACGUUUCAACUUCACAGGGGACACGGUGGUGGAGAUGUCAUUUAGAAAGGGAGAGAGGAUCAUCCUAAUUCGCAGGGUCGAUGAGAACUGGUACGAGGGCAAGGUCUCCGGGUCCAAUCGCCAGGGUAUCUUCCCCGUCACCUACAUAGAGGUGCAUAAACGACCCAGAAUCAAGAAUGGAUUGGAUUAUCCAGACCCACCCAUUGGCCAAUCACCUCACCGCAGCCUCAAUGCUUCCCCUCAGCUGGUGAAGAAUGAGAGUGACUACCAUGGUAGAACCUCCAGGAGCCCUGUCAUGUUGUUUGACAUCCACGACAACAACAUAAAUGCUAACUCAUUUGAGCAACCCCAGUCCCACAGCAGCAGCCCGGAGCCAGGUCGUCUCAGCUGUGGAAUUUUCCAGGCUUUGUACUGUUACGUGCCACAGAAUGAGGAUGAGCUGGAGCUGCAGGAGGGAGAUCUUGUCAGCGUAAUGGAGAAGUGCGAUGACGGCUGGUUUGUUGGUACCUCAAAGAGGACCAAACAGUUUGGCACGUUUCCAGGAAACUACGUGAAAGAGGUCAACUUGUAACCUGUCAACAAACAUUUAUAGUGUGAGGAGAACCCAGCUCUAACCCUUGGUUACCAUUCAAGUUUUGGGAAGGCAUUACUAUUGCGCUUGAUUGUUUAAAUUAGGAUAGUCAUUCAGACAGGUGAAUACGUUUGUCUGGUGUAAGUGAUCAGUUUGGUGUGAGGUAUGUUAAUGUACAUGAGGCGAAGACAGGAGGAUGCUUUGCUGUUGACUCACUGCCCAAACGUUAGUGUGGUGUGUACGUACUCCAACCAUAUCCUAUACAGUACAUGGCUGAAUUUAUAAUAUAAUAUUCUGACAGUGGAACUUGUAGUAAAAAAAACUCCUCCCAAAAUGUCAGGACAUACAGACUACGUUAUACAAUGAGUUUACAAAACAUUAUGAACACCAGAUUUUUCCAUGACAUAGACUGACCAGGUGAAUCCAGGUGAAAGCUAUGAUCCCUUAUUGAUGUCACUUGUUAAAUCCACUUCAAAUCAGUGUAGAUGCAGGGGGGAGGCAGGUUAAAGAAGCAUUUUUAAUCCUUGAGACAAUUGAGACAUGGAUUGUGUAUGUGUGCCAUUCAGAGAGUGAAUGGGCAAGACAAAAUAUUUAAGUGCCUUUGAACAGGGUAUGGUAGUAGGUGCCAGGCGCACCGGUUUGUGUCAAGAACUGCAACGCUGCUGGGAUUUUUAAUGCUCAAUCUUCCCGUGUGUUUCACGAAUGGUCUACCACCCAAAGGACAUCCAGCCAACUUGACACAACUGUGGGAAGCAUUGGAAUCAAUAUGGGCCAGCAUCCCUGUAGAACGCUUUCAACAUGCUUUCAACAACUCAAUAUUAGGAAGGUGUUCUUAAUGUUUUGUACACUCAGUCAGUAUUCUUGUACAGUAUAUAUAGUAGCUGCGGUGUGUCAUUGUGAUUGUUAACUACUACACAAAGUAUUUUUUUGAAGCACAUGAAUGUCUAUCUACAGUAUAUGGGGGAGGUCAGCAGCAGAGCAGUUCAUGGAUCAAGAGAGUGGAUCUUAUAACUUCCAUGAUGGAUCAGGAGGGCUCAAAUGGGUUGUUGAUGAGCUAGAGAAAUAUGAGCUGUUAUUCAUCAGCUACCUUUCAGGACCUUUGUUGGCGAAAGCAUUUUUCAUUAACUUUAAAUGCGGACACAUGCAUCUGAAGGUUACAUGACAUGCUAAGUCGUCUAGAAGACGAAUGUUUUUCCUAGGUAAACCCGGUAACUAGCAGUGUUUGGUUAGACAUACCAUGGAGGUAUCAGGCUGUGUGUGACGGCAUAUACUUGGACAGUGUCCAACAAACCAUAUUCCUUGAUUCGAAUUUCGAAAACCCAUUGACCUGACAGUGAACUUCUAAAAAAAAAAAAAAAUUGUAGAAUCGUGGGAUGUCUUGGUUUUAUUUGCUCAGAAUGCACUGAAAACUAUAAAGCUAUGUUUUUGACAAUGUAGUCAAUGUAGGCUUGUAGUCUUCGUAAAAUAGCAGAGCGUUUCUUACCUCAGUGUAGUCCAAAAGCUUCCAAUGCCAUUUUAGUAUUACCUUUGUUUUCUAACCAAGGUGUGUACUAUAAUUCGAGCAUGUUCAUGUAUAUGAUAGAAAUCUGGAAAUGCUCAAACACGUUAGCUAAUAUUAGCUAAGCUUUCUGUCAGUUGAAGUGAUUAAUACAAUCAGGAAGACUGGUUGUGCUAUGUACAUACCUGAUUAAGAGAGAUCGCGCAUGGGUAUGAAGGAGUGUACGUGCAAGCAAGCGUAUACGCCUGUGUGUCACACCUAUGUGUCGCACAUCUCUUAUCAAAAAAUGAUUUUCUGUCAUCUUGUACAGCAUAUCUGUCCCUUAAAAUUAGAAGUAACAUUAGCUGUCUGAUCUUUUGUGAUUCCUGUGAGGUAGCUGGUGGCAGACAGCUGCCUAAGCUAUACUGGCUCCAGUGAAACCACAGGACAGGCGUGGUAUGCCACUCUUUUUAAAGCACUUAACUUCCGCCCCGAGGUCAUUUUUGAGCUUUCUCCUCACACCAAUUGUAUACUAAUUCAUUUGAAGUUUAAAAAAGCCUUUCGUGAACUAACACUCGCACUUUACUUUUUUCCCCCUUACUAGCUCUGACUUUGCUAAUAGCUACUUUAUUGAGGAAAAAUGUACUUACUAUGACUGUGAUAUGUGGUUGACCCACCUAGCUAUCUUAAGAUGAAUGCACUAACUGUACGUCGCUCUGGAUAAGAGUGUCUGCUAAAUGAUUAAAAUGUAAAUGGAACUCUUUGUUUGAGUAACGAUUGAUUUUAAUUUGUGAGCAUUUUACUUUUUACAUUUGACAAAUUAUAUAUCCCAAUAUUGUUGGAUACAGGGGCCUUUUAUACACAGUAGGCUAUGUGUAGCAUCUGAGAGUGCUAAGCUAUUUAAGAGCAUUAAACUAUAUCAAUGCCAUUAUUAUUUGGAGGCCAGCAGGUACAACCAGAAAAACAUCACUCAUUAUCUUUGAACUGGACUGCUCCCUCAGUGAAGAUUGCUUUGAAUUUGAAUAUCAACGCAUCGAAACAGUCUUCCUGUGAGGACAGAGGUCCUCAAUCUGAGAGCUACAUUAGAUCACUACGCCGGUAACAGCCACCAUACGUCAAAAUAUAUCCUAAAAACACAGCAGAUUGAUAUAAGAAUGUAUUGUGUCGUGGCAGCUCUACUUUCUUCUCUCUUACUUUGUUCGUAUCAAAUUAUUCCUCCUUAUGACUCACUGCUAUGCGCUCUUCAAAGGAAUCCUCAAUGUCAUGAGUGACAGUAGUCUGGGUUCACUAGGCAAUAGAAUUUAAACGUGUUUCUAAGACAAAAGAAGUAUAUCUGUCAUAAGACUAUCAACAUCUAACUAGUAUUAUUACCUUUAUAGUAAUACUUCAUCUACUUAAUGAUGACUUAUGUUAAAUAUCGUUUAAAGCUAUUAAUGCCAUGUUCACAUUGUCAGUUUGAAGUGACUCAAAUCCUAUUUAUUUUCAUAUCCGAUUCAAAUCUUUUCUUUGUCCUGCAGUCUGAACAGCCAAAAACCACUUGGAAUCUUGAUAUUUAAUCCACAUUUUGAAGGUGGUUUGAAGUCAGAUACAUAUACGAUUCCUGGCCAUGUGACUUGUCUCAAUGGUCGAAUCUGAUUUAUUUGCCCUCAAGUGGUGUUUAGACUUAUUUGGCAUAUCUUGUUGCUUGCUAGCUACUUUGUUGACCGUUGGACAAGAACAUGUGGUAACUAACUAGCUUGUUAAUUGUUUACAAACAAAUGAGUGAAUGUUCUAGAAAGCUUAAACAGCUACCUAGCUAGGUAGUUCGCUGCUGUGGCGAGCCAAAAAAAAAAAUUGUUUUGAAAGUUGGAUCAUCUUAUCCUUUGAGGCUUUAAAAGUGUUCUUACACUGUGACUUUGAGCAUUCAAAGCAACUGGGAAACGUCCAUGGCAGGAAUUGUUAUCAACUUAGCUUGCUACAUAGCUUCUGAGUGAUAGGAAGCACGAGCACCACCACCAAUCAGCCUUUACCUCUGAGCACACACCAUCAUUACUAUGACAACUAGCGUAGCCAUGUCAGCAAAUGACUGCCAUCUGAACACACACACAUCCGAUUUAGUCCCUCACUUGUAACCUGCUGUUUGGACAGUCGGUAUUCCAAAACGAAUUUGAAAAACAAAACUGAUUUUAGCAUUAAGGCUUUAGUGGCUGCCACCUAUCAAGUUACCUUGUGAGAUAUUUAAGUACAGUUCUGCCUGUUUACUCAUCUUUCAGUUGUACUUGAAAGGAAUAGAAAGCUUCACUCUGUCAAACUGUUACAGUGUUUGUCAUCGACAUGAGACAAUACAACACCCAAACAUUCAACAUCAUUGUUUUUCCCUAGUUUGUUAUUAACUGCCAAUUGCCAACAUUGAUGAGAAUAUAGUCUUGUGUGACAGUUGUUUUAACGAAACCAGUUACAUUGUACUAAGUUGCUGAGUUUGUCUCUACAUCAUUCUUAUGACUAUCAAGAAGUAUUUUGCGGUACUAGGAGAACAUAGAUGAGGGUUUCUACUGUAUGGCCAUUCAUGUGUUUGUAAAUUUCAGUAUUUCUCCCCUUGGUUCGCUGUACAUAACUUCCAUAACUUGUUUCUGAAGGAUAAUCCGAGUGGUUGUAUUGUGACUCAGCUGUGCGCUGUUUACCCCAUAGAGAUACAGUAUAAAAAAAGUGUUCUAUUUAAUUCUGUGGUUUCCACCAUGCUAGCACUUGCGCUAUAGCUAUUACUACCCAUCUCCAACACAGAGACAAUGGCAUCCAAAGUCAAAGCAAAGCUUACAGAAUAAUGUCCCGAGACAAUUGAACACGGAAAGGUCUGUUCCAUGUCAAACUGACUGUAUUAUAGACUUUGGCAACAAGCAAUCCCUCUUCUUGUGGUAUCAUAUCCUAGCCUCACAAGUCAGUGUAAAGUGUUGAUGGGAUAAUGUGCUCCGUGAAGCAUCGGAGGAUGUAUGAAUGUACGAUUGUGGAGUACUGUAUAACACUCGUUAUGUAACAAGGAUCCGUGCUGUCAGCUUGAAUUACCAUGUUAAACAUUAAAGCCUGGCACAAUAAGAAUUGUAAAUAUGUAUAAUAAAGAAGUAUGCGAUGCAAGCGAUGGGAAAAGUCACAUGAAGCUCUCUGUUGUUCCAGAAGGAUUUUUUUUUGGGGGGGGGGGGGAAGCACAGUGUGAAGAGUUAUUGAGCACAGACCGUUUGAUGCAUAUGCAGUAACGUUACGCUGCCAUUUGAUGAGGAUCGUAAAAUGCCUUGUGUCAGAUGCAAAUUGUGCCUCAUUUUCAUUAGCUUUUAUUGAUUAUCACAGAAAUGUAUCCAUAUGUCAUAUUUAAGGAUAUUACUAUUGUUUCCCCCGUUGUUUUUUAGUAUUUGUGAUGGGAGAAGACAUGUACUAAAGAACAUGAUAGCUACUGGACUAAAGUGUGACACAACGCUUCAAGUAAAUUAUUAAUCAUCAUAAAUAUGUUUUCAUUCGUUUUUCGAGGCGCUCAACCUGCAACAGUUGGUGUUUGCUUAUUUUUUGCGGUGCUGUUACCAUGUCAAUAUUAAAAUGAAGACAACACUAUUUACUGCAGUGAUAUUAUUGAUAUUUCGGUAUUAUGCAAUAUUUAAUAAACUAUAUAAAGUA
Molecule: messenger RNA, 9382 nt
Organism: Salvelinus fontinalis (brook trout)
Lineage: Eukaryota; Metazoa; Chordata; Actinopteri; Salmoniformes; Salmonidae
Product: sorbin and SH3 domain-containing protein 1-like
Exons: 26
Coding region: 439-4266 (1275 amino acids)
Biological process (GO): cell-substrate adhesion
Cellular component (GO): cell-substrate junction; cytoplasm; nucleus
Molecular function (GO): protein binding
Source: RefSeq, a predicted model, not a curated record